Messenger RNA from Polypterus senegalus (gray bichir), 960 nucleotides. RefSeq names its product olfactory receptor 6N1-like. Lineage: Eukaryota; Metazoa; Chordata; Cladistia; Polypteriformes; Polypteridae. Gene Ontology annotation, molecular function: olfactory receptor activity; G protein-coupled receptor activity. The coding region runs from base 1 to 960 and encodes 319 amino acids. The transcript has a single exon. The record is from RefSeq and is a predicted model, not a curated record. Gene Ontology annotation, biological process: G protein-coupled receptor signaling pathway. Gene Ontology annotation, cellular component: membrane.
AUGUCGGAAACAAACCAGACCUCAGCAUCGAUCACAGAAUUCAUCAUUUUUGGUUUUCCGGGUCUCCAGGAUCAAGAAUCUAAGAUGAUAUUAUCUGGAGUUUUGAUGACACUCUAUUUGCUUAUUUUAGUGGGAAAUCUUUUUAUGAUAUUUAUAUUUUUCGUAGAUGAAUCUCUUCACUCACCAAUGUACAUCCUCAUCUGCAGUUUAGCUUUUUUAGACAUAGUUGUUGUUACUGUCACAGUUCCUAAAAUGGUAGCUGCCUUCAUGUUUGACUUUAAGGCAAUUUCGCUUAAUGGCUGUUUUACUCAGCUUUUAUUCCACCACAGUCUGGUCGUAUCAGAGUCCUUUUUGCUGGGGCUCAUGGCUUAUGACAGAUUUGUUGCUAUAUGUAGGCCACUGCAUUACCCUAACAUAAUGACAAAUUCAGGUGUUGUUAGAAAAAUCAUUUCUUGUUGGGUGGGUGGGUUUUUUAGUCCAGUGAUUCCUCUAAUCUUAGCGCUCAGAUUGCCAUAUUGUGGACCCAAUAAAAUUGUCCAUUGCUUUUGUGACCAUGUCUCUGUGAUUCGACUGGCUUGUGCUGAAACUGUCAUCAAUAAUUAUGUGGCCCUACCCAUUACACUAUCGACCUUGUUUUUUCCCCUGUUCUUUAUAUUUCUCUCCUACAUCAGAAUUGUUAGGUCUGUACUGAAGAUUGCCAAGUCUGAGGAAUGUGUCAAGGCUUUCUCCACCUGCAUCACACACAUUUUUGUCAUUUCUGUCUUCUUCUUAACUGCGGCCAGUGUCUACAUCUCCUACCGAAUUCCUGGUACGUCUGCAGACAUGAGAAUCAUGGCAGCGCUAAUUCAAAAUAUAAUCCCACCACUAAUGAACCCCAUAAUCUACUGCCUGAGGACUAAAGAGAUCCGGGAGAGCUUUUUGAGAACUCUGAGAAAAAAUAAAAUACUGUCUGUCACUUAA